GUGGCGUUUGGUGCGGUCUACGCUACAUUUCGUCACUAGAAUUGAAUUCAUACUCAUUUGAAUAGUGUUUUUAAGCCUCACUCCGCCAUUACUAUUAAUUUUUUUUCGUUUUCAGUAUUUUAUUCACUCGUAAUGAACUAGUUGUGUGUGCCAUGUGAAAACAUUGUAUCAAUGAUUCCCCAAUAAGUGUUUGAGAAGUGUAUCAUUUCCUGUUCCAUAUCGUACAGAAAACAAGCUACUACGACCGCUUGCGAACUCUAUUCGUUAUCACCGCGCUGUACGCUUUUGGUCUUCGCCUUUCAUCUCACAAGAGCCGGCUGGUGAUUGAUACGGAGAAUGACUGCUAAUAGCAGCUUAGUGAAGUGUAGAACAGUGUUAAUGUUGUGAACAAGUGUAUUAGUGGAACGUUAUAUAAGGUUGGAAUGAGUGAAGUAGGAAGCCCGCCCUGACGCGUCUUGCGCCGGCGUCCGCGGCGGGCGACGCUCGUGUCAUGGCCCCGGCGCUUUCUGUGACACCCCAAUUUAACCACUUCGACGCGACCAACGAGACUGUGAAGCUUACCCACCGAAGACGGGCCCUUGCGUCCGUCGACAACCUUGCUAUACCCAUGGAGGAAGACGACAUGGGACUCCAAAAUCAACCUAGCUUAGCUAAAGAUUCACAGGAAAUGGAACAGAUCCUAGUAGAUCUGGGCAACAGUGAUCUGGUUCAAGCAGACCUUCUCCAAGCAAUCAAAACAUUAGAAAGUGGAGGAGAUACUUUGUCAACCGGUGAUCCGGAUGGAAUAUUUCCUCUCAGUGGUUUUGAUCUUGCUGAUACUGCUGAUUCCGAAGGAGAUGCUGCAGAGGAUAAGGUUAGACUACUACAAGCACGUCUAGAACGCCGUUGUGCAUUCUUGUUGCGACGUUUAAGAAUAUUACAAGCACGUGCAAUUGGUAAGAAAAUAUCAGAAGAAGCAGCUCAGUCAUUUGAAAAAAGUGCUCGUGGAGCUCGCAAAGAUGGUGGUGGUAGGCCAAUGGGUUUAAAAGCUUUAUUAAAAAGAAUAGAGACCACUGCAGCCUUACAGGCUAAUGCAGCAUCCCGCUCAGUAGUUGGCCCUAAAUACUACAGAGCAGGAACAUCCAAAGGUGAUGCUACACGAUCAGCAUCCAUUGGAAUAGCUUCUGGCACUCUAGCAGGCUUGGAGGACUCUGCCGGUGCACUUCGUUCUCAUUUGUCUGUUGUUAAACAUCAGUUGGACUCGGACGCUACAGCUUCUUCAUCAGGAGCUGAGAGUAACGAUGAAGCUGUCACAUACAACAAUCCCCAUCAACAGCACAUGCCUAUUGAAAAACGAGCACUUUGGUCAUGGCAGAAGGCGCGAGCAUCGAUCGCGUCACGCUGGUGCUGGCUGCAGGUGCAGGUGCAGGAGUUGGAGUACAAGAUCCGACAGCACAACGAUUUGCACAGACAGGUCCGCGAAGCUAAAGGUUCGGUGCAAUUCGAAGGCGAGCCGGUAGGCUACGAAGGCAGUCUUCCCGGGGACGAUGUGUGCUCGUGCGCUCGCGUGCGACCGCUGAGGAGGGACACGUUCAAGAAGAGGAAGCUUCUGCAGAUGCACAAUCUGCACAUAGCCACCACAAAAGCGGCUAAACCUUCGGACGUCAAGUGCAGCUGCCGCCGGAACGCAGAGAGCUGCUCGGUGUGCACGGGGCGCGCCGAGCCCACGCAGCCCGCGCCGCCCGCCGCCACGCUGCCGCCGAGCCGCCGCCUCGCGCUCGUCGACCCCGCCUACCAUCCCGUGCUCAGCGAUGUCAAGGACAUAUCCCCGUCGGUGCACCUGUCGGCGCUGUCGUCGCGCUCGUGGUUCCGCUCGCGCUGCGGCAAGGCGUGGCGCGCGCCCGGCGCCGCGCCCCGCGCCGCGCCCGCGCCGCCCGCUCCCCGCGCGCCCCGCCGGCAUCCCACCAGAUUGAAAAGGGGCCGUCCGCCUUUAUCGCGAAAAAUAAAAGAACGAGAUAGGGAUGAAGAGACAUCAACAUCUGGGCAUGACAGGCGCGGUCGCAGUAGCACUGAAUGGCGCACUUGGCGACGACAGUCGUUCGAUAUCGAUAACAUUGUCAUACCACAGAGCGUGGCCGCCAACACGCGACCAGAGAUACUCACCUACAAGGAGAUCAUAACGCCAAAAUGGCGAGUUAUGGAGAUACCUGAAUCGCCGCUAAAUAAUGGUGUAAUGAAGUUUAACAGAAUGUCGUUUGAGAGUGAAGAGGAAGACAUUUCGGAAGCUGCGGUGCAAGCGCGACACACGCGUGCCGAAUGCCGCGAGCGCAAUCGAUACUUGCGCAAGCGGCGCUCGCGUCGCAACCACACCGACACUGAUACCGAGCACAACCCGAACGAUCAGCACCUGGUUGACCAUUCGCAACCACCGCCGUUGCAGCCGCUCUCGCCGCCAGUGCAACCAUUGAUGAUACAACAACAACCACAGCCACUACCGCUACCUCCACCACCACUUGUACCGAUACAGCAAACGAACGCGUUGCAACGACACCCAUCCCCAACAGAAAAUCAUGAGGCAAUGAGACCAUACUCUCCAAGACAGUUCCCAUUGCCAGAUGUCAUGUACAUCGAGAUGCUGUCCGACAUGCCGGAGGGCUAUCGACCGAGCAGUCCGGAACCGACGCCUCCGAGAAUAGACGAAGAAGGCGAUGAGUUGAGCACACUAUCACCGUUAUCGCCUUUAGUGUAUGAUGGUGAUGAUCCUGAUGAUGCAGAAUGGAAUCCUAGUAGCGAGAAGACAGAGAGACGAAAAAGCACUCUGAGGUGAAUUUGUGUGUUCUACUAUAUAAAAAGUUAUUUAACACAUAAGUUAUAAAACUCAUUGUAGGAAACUGAAAAUUAUUAAACUUUAAUUAUAACUUCUAAAUUACUUUAGGAAUGCAGCUAUUUCGUUGGUAAUUCAUCCAUAUGUAUAUUUAUGACAUUAAAUUUAUUUCGUUUUGUUUCGGUAUUUGCUUGUGUGAAAAUUAUAUGUUAUGACCAAAAUAUUAUAAAAUUAAAUAUAAUUUUUAAAACAACAACUAUAUACUUAACUUUCGGAUUGCAAUACAAUUAAGACAGGCGUAAUAUUUUGUGAAUAUCAAUGUGCUAAGCUGAGUAAUGUGUACGCAGUUUUAAUAAAUAUAUAGCUCAUAUUAGUUCUUUCCAAUUUAAAUUCUAUUUUGCAAAUUGGAAACAAAUUGAAGUAUUCAUAUUGAUUUAGUAAUCUAAAUAUUUAUUAAAAAUGUUAUAUUUUGCUAUUUGUAAUAAUGCGAUUCUAUAACUUUAUAAGUAAAAAAAGGCAAUGAAUGUACCACUGCUGGGCCAAGGCCUCCUAUCCCUUUUAGGAAAACAUUUGGAGCUUAUUCUACUAUACUGCUCAAUGAAGUUUUAGUGAAUACACAUGUCGUAUUUCAGUGAAAUUAAACACAGGCAGAUUUCCCCAUGAUGUUUUCCACAGCCGUACAUGAGAUAGAUUAUAAACAGAUGAACAUUCAGCGGUUUUUGCCUGGAUUUGAACCCGCAAUCAUCGCCCUGACCUCUGCGCCGUCGCGGCUCAUCUUUAUAAGUAAACAACUCAUAAUAUAUUCAUGUAUAAAAAUAAACUAGUAUUUUCGAUGACUUGUUUUGGGCAGAGUUAUGUGCCGACUCGUAAAAUAUAAAACAUAAAAUUUUAUCAUAAAUAGUAAUAUGCAACAGAGCAAUUAAUUUCAACAAAUAACUCAGUAAUAAAUAACUUACAUAAUAACUUUUCUUCAGUUUGUAUAAAUAGUUUUGGAAAGGACUAUAAAAAAUAUUCCGUUUAAUGCUAGUAAGUAUUACAUAUAAUUUUAAUGUCUACAAUUCAUGAUAUACUACAAAUUGACACUGCAUUUUUUAUUUAUUCAAAUCUGACAUUAUCUAACAUUCAACAACAACAAAGGAACUAUCUUAUAAAUAUUUGUAUAAUUAUAUGUGUAAGUAAAUAAAUAGAUUAUAAGAAGAUUCAAUUAAUCUAUCAGAUCUCAAUGUAUGGUAAAAGUCUUUCAUUUUGUAUUAACUUUUUUAUUAUUAAUUUUAUCUCUAUUUUUUUUUUUAUUGUUUAACUUUGACAGGUUUCAUUAUUGAAUUCAUUUUUGCUUUUUUCAUUUAAUAGUUAUUACAGUAAUUUCUAUGUGGUUAUGAAGUAUGGCAUUCGCUAAACUCCAAAAGCUUUAUUUACUUUUAAGAUAAUGUUAUAACUUGUAUAAAGAAAACUUGUAAAAAAUGUAAAAUAAUAAUGAAGUAAGAUUCCUUAAUUCUUAUUUACGAAUUAAUGUACAGAUUGUAAGUACAUCCAGUGUCUUUAACUAUAAGCUCACCCUAACUAAUUCCUCAUAGUGCAAAUUAUCACUAAUUUUAAUAUAUUCAAAUGUUAUAACAUAUGACAAACAUUUUGUUCAUUUCCUGCACAAGUAAUAUUUAAAUAUCUACAAUUAUUACAUUGAAAGUAUGUAGCGUUCAAGGCAAAUGCCUUAGACUAUGAUAAUAUUAUAUAUUUACUUGGGUAGAGGGUGCCUUUGAUUUUUGUCAUAAUCUAUCUUGGAGUAUUAGAUGUAUGAUUUGUUUAUUCAAUGUUAGACAUAAGUAUUUCUAGUGACACCUGCCCGAAUACGCUAAGCGAUUUGUAAAUAUUAAUGGGCACUGAAUAGUAACUAAUAGACUGGCUAUAAAUAAUUUGAAUCUCUAUAAGAGUUCCAUUAUCACUUUUCAUAAAGCUCCGAAGCAUUGAUUUAUAUUUUGAAAAAUAACAAUUUUCAAUAUUUGCAGUCAAAAUUCUAGGUGUAGAUUCGUUAUUUUUACAUUCAAGCUACCUUUCAUUCGACUCUUAUUUAUUUAAGGAUGUGAUACUUGGUGGUUGCGUGGAGACUGGAGUGUGCAGGAUUUAAAUGUUUUUAAAUUAAUUUUAUGAUUUGAAUUAAUGACAUGUUAGGGAAAUUUAAAAAUACUUUCAAUUCUUUCAUAAUUUUUUAUGGUACAUAUGUUUGAUUAAUACAUGAAUUUUAUUUAAAAAGAUUAUUUUAAAUAAAUAAUUGUAAUGUCGAACCAAAUAAAAAGUAUACUUUUAAGUUUCUCUUCAAGUCAUUAAAAUAGCAUUUCGCUUGUGCUUUGUAAAGAGGGUGACAAAUUAGAUGAAGUAAUACUUUAAUGUUUUAAUUGAAAGGAAGCCAAAGUCUUCUUGUUUAUUGUAAGAGUAGUUUAGAUUUAAAGUGACGAUUGAAGUCAAGUGCUUGAGAUAUACAAAAUGUGUUGUAUAUGUUAGUAUGCAGAAUAAAAAUAAAAAUUGAUGCGUUAAA
Messenger RNA from Nymphalis io (European peacock), 5333 nucleotides. It is a transcript of the gene nsl1, whose product is annotated as KAT8 regulatory NSL complex subunit 1. Gene Ontology annotation, molecular function: histone acetyltransferase binding. The transcript is spliced from 11 exons. The coding region runs from base 491 to 2806 and encodes 771 amino acids. Gene Ontology annotation, cellular component: NSL complex. The record is from RefSeq and is a predicted model, not a curated record. Lineage: Eukaryota; Metazoa; Arthropoda; Insecta; Lepidoptera; Nymphalidae.